Dreissena polymorpha is the source of this 3249-nucleotide messenger RNA. RefSeq names its product procathepsin L-like. Gene Ontology annotation, biological process: immune response. Gene Ontology annotation, cellular component: lysosome. NCBI's taxonomy places the organism in Eukaryota, Metazoa, Mollusca, Bivalvia, Myida, Dreissenidae. Gene Ontology annotation, molecular function: cysteine-type endopeptidase activity. The record is from RefSeq and is a predicted model, not a curated record. The coding region runs from base 139 to 1167 and encodes 342 amino acids. The transcript has 8 exons.
UAUAGAAACAUAUCUUCCGCCCUGUUGUUAUAUUUAUUAUCCGCGUAGGUAAGCAGCAGUUCACAUGCAAGCGUUUCUCUCAUUAACAAGAGACAAUUUGUGAUUGUACAAGUGUUGGUACAUUAACGGCAAACAAAGAUGGUUCUGCUGCUGGCCACCCUUUUGUUUUUAGCGAUGGCUGCGCACUCAUUUCCGAAUGUGGUGUCAUAUGAUGGCGUCAUUCAGAUUGGUGCAUACAACAUGAGCCUCCCGACCGACAAAUUGUUUCAACUGUUCAAAGAUAAAACUGAACGGAAGUAUAAACGUUUUGCUGAAGAGGAGAAAAGACGUCAGAUUUUCGCUGACAACGUCAGGUACAUCAACAAACACAACGCCAAAUAUGCAAGCGGAGAGUCGACGUUCUAUCUUGGGAUCAACCAGUUUACAGACAUGAGCUAUCAAGAAUUUGCUGAAAACUAUGCCAAUCUUCAAAACGAAGAUACUUGGAAAGGGAAUGCGUCCAUUUUUGUUCCGCCAGAAAAUUAUGCAACGCCAUCUUCCGUUGAUUGGAGACAAAAGGGAUAUGUGACGCAAGUCAAGGACCAAGGACCUUGCGGUUCGGGCUGGGCAUUCAGUGCUACUGGUGCCAUCGAAGGUCAGUUUGCCCGGCAGACUGGAACACUUGUCUCACUGAGUGAACAACAACUCAUUGACUGCUCUUCUAGAUCGUAUGGAAACUAUGGAUGUAGAGGAGGAUCCCCUGGUGGAACUUUUCAGUAUGUCCGCGAUCAAGAGGGCAUAGAAAGCGAGCCGGACUAUCCAUACAGGGCAAUGCCCUUCCCCUGUUCAUUUACCAAGAGCAAGGUAAGGGCAACUGUUCGUGAAUACUUUAUCGUCAAGCCUGACGAAAAGAGCCUAGAGACCGCCACUGCCUCAGUGGGCCCUAUCUCAGCGUCCAUCAAAGUAAAUAGGAAGUUCCAGUUGUAUAAGGGAGGUGUCUUCAACGACUGUUCAGGCGAAUUGAGCCGGGACCACGCCGUGCUAGUUGUGGGCUAUACAUCGAUUCCCAACGCCUGGCUCGUGAAGAACUCCUAUAGCUCAAACUGGGGUGAAGAGGGCUACAUAACGAUGCGGAAAGGUUGGGACGUGUGCGACAUUGCAUCUAAGGCCGUCUUUCCACGUGUGUGAACGGAACAUUUCAUUUUCUUUAUGAAUAACGCUAAAAGCGAUAUCUGAGCAAAUCAAGGCAAAUGGUAUAACCGCACUGCACUGAGUUGGUAUAAAUUUUGUUUAAAAAAGAAACCGUCUUUAUAAUAAGAAUAUGAAUUUUAUUGACUUUGUCCUCAUUAACAUACACUGUAACCAACAAUUUAUUCAAGAAAACGUAUUCUACUAGCGUUUUAUGUUUUCGUAUCAUACUACCGGUAUUUACCGGACUUUCUUAUGUUAAUACUAACACUCGGUCUGGUUCGGUAUUAUAGGUUUAAAACAUAUAUAAUAACAAGAGCGUCUAAGACAAAACAGCAGACUUUUAAUGGGCUAAUCUUUUCAGAGUGAGAACGGAAUAUCAACAAGUUUCAUUAACCUAACUAAUGUACUAAUGUAAAAGGAUUUAGUUUUCAAAUAUUCAUGUUAUGUAUUGUAAUUGUUUUCAUAAGACGCUCUUUCAAAAUACUGAGUUUCAUCAACCAAGUAUAUAUUUGAUAUAUUUUCCGCAAGUCCCUUUACCCCUUCGUUUGUAUGUUUUAAGUUAUCGUAUUAUUCAGAUUACAGUUGUAAAUUUUUUCUAUAACCAUAGAAUUAAUUACCACAGAAACGAUUAAUUUUGUCUGACGAAAAUUAAAAUGAAAUCAUUUUAAAAAUACUUUCCUAAUUCACAUAUAACGUUCAGCAGCCUAGCUUGAGUGCUGUUUAAAAAUAAUUUCAGGACGAAGAUUUUUGUUCGCCAUUAUUUCCGUCGUCAUAACACCUACACUAUUUGUCUUGCACUUAAAUUUAAAUUAAAUGCAAAUUUCUAUCAAAUACACGAGUUUGAUCAACGUCGCUUUAUUACUUAUUGAGUUAUCUCAGGAUCAAGUUCUGGACGGAAACACGGGCGGACUGCAGACAGACGAAACUGAAAUAACGUUGAUAUUACCCACAUGGCCUUUUAUCCACAUACCAAGUUUCAUUAUCCGAGCCUACACCCUUUUUGAGCUUUUGCAGGAUACAGAUUUUAGUAUGUAUGUAUGAAUGUAACCAUAGCAUCUGUAAUCAUAGCUACGAAAAUUUUAGUCCGACGAAAGUGUAACAUAACAUGAUUCCCUAAAUCAGUGUAUUUAUAGAUUCUUCUAAAUAGCUGACUAUUAUAUGUAGUCAACAUCGGUCUUUGAGUGAACACGGAAUAAGAAACACGUGUAACCACUCAAAGGUAUAUCGCGCCUUUCUAUUAGUGAUUGAUGAGACAUCUUGUCCUUACAGACAUAACAACAGCUACACUCUAUGACAUUAAUAAAUGAAAUUACUUGAAUAUUUCCUAUGCGGCCUUCUUUUCACAUACCAAGUUUCAUGACCUCCUUUUUGAACAAACGUAGGUUCCAGACUUUAGCUUUCUUUUUUUUCAUAACCAUAGAAACUAACUUGUUGUCUGGCAUAAACACGCUGACAGCGUGCAUAAUCCCCAUAGAGCCUUCUUGUCAAUCUAGCGUAAGUCCUUUUUGCCUUAUCGCAUAAUCCAUAUUUUGACUCAUAAACGGAGACACAAGCAUACGGACGCAUGAACGGACUGGGGUGAACAUUAAUCUCCCGGUAGGUGAUUAACAAAUGGAAUUUUACACCGGUAUGUGAUGAAGACUGUGUAUCAGUUUCGUUAUUUGUUCAAAGCAGAAUGCAAUACGACUUAACAAAACCGACUUGACUCAGCCAAGUUCUCAAAACAUCAUACUUAAAUAGUAUUCUAUACAUAUAUUACUACAAAGGAAGACAAUCAGCAAGGCUUAUUGUCGGCGUCGUAUCGAAUAUAUAUUGUCCCGUUUUGGAAAGGCGAUUGUUCACUUUCUUUAAAUAAAAACAUUAUCUCCUGAUAUUUUAUUUCUAGUUUCACUAUUUCUAUACAUGUGACAGUAUUUCAAGGAAUGAAGCAGUCCCAUACAAGUGUAAAGUCUUAUAAAACGAAGAUGUUGCAUAUCGUCCGUACUGUUUGGAUUUAAAUGUUUAAAGGUAUCUUCUACGACCAUUAUUGCUCUAGCGACACUGAAGCGGGCCACAGGAUGGCCAAAGAUAGAACAACAU